Messenger RNA from Puccinia triticina, 861 nucleotides. RefSeq lists its product as uncharacterized. The coding region runs from base 1 to 861 and encodes 286 amino acids. The record is from RefSeq and is a predicted model, not a curated record. The transcript has 3 exons. NCBI's taxonomy places the organism in Eukaryota, Fungi, Basidiomycota, Pucciniomycetes, Pucciniales, Pucciniaceae.
AUGUCUUACAAUGGUGACCUGUCUGUAACCCCCUCAGAAGUUCCGGAGUCCGACAAUGGCAUACCAAUACCAUCUAUAUCAAUCACACCGGCCAAUGAAGCAGGCGCCAUUCAAGAUGAGGUGGCUAUGGCCAAACCCGCCAGUAAUGCUCAGGUUCCGUUACAAUCCUUGAAGAUUUGGAUUCAACGUCCAGCAAAUAUGGCGACUGAAGUAGCCUGCACUCCCUCCCCGAAUCCGGAGGUUGAGAUUUCCCCAUCGGCAAAGGUAAAGCAUAGCCGUCCCAGUCAGACAAAAACAGAAUUGGCGCCCGCCCCAGCUUCAACGCUAGAUAUUGCGCCAGCAAAGCGUUUCCGCCCAAACAAAGUUGUGCUAGUAUCUGAUCAUUCCCAGUCUCCAUUGGAUAGUCGUUCUCUACCAAAGAGUGGCUGCUCCGGAGGCUCCAAAGAAUCUGAGCUCUCAUCUUCUCAUUCCCAAUCUCCAGCGGUUCCGGCAACUCGUGGCCGUCCCAAGAAGGUCCCAGAGCCCGAUACCUCACUCAAUUUCAAGAAAAAACCCCUGGCUGAUGGCAAUGGGGAGCGCCAUGCUGAGCCGGCCACUUUCUUGGCAGUUCCUCUCCCCGCAGUGACUACUGCCACCGCAAGCAAGCGAGCGCGAGCGGCUAAGAAGGCGACUUCAAACCGGGCCCGGCAAAAGAAACCACCCGCAACCGCCGACAUGGGGCGUCCUUCAUCAUCAGCAAGUAAGAUUGUGGCGUUUUGGAAUGAGAAUGAGUCAAGAGGUGUUAUUUCCGCGUCAGAGGUGAUCAAACCAUCGACAGGGAGCAGGAGAGACCGGAAGGCCCGGGGUGCUUCAGGGGUUUAG